AUGGCGACCGCAGCGUCUAACCACUACAGCCUGCUCACCUCCAGCGCCUCCAUCGUGCACGCCGAGCCGCCCGGCGGCAUGCAGCAGGGCGCGGGGGGCUACCGCGAGGCGCAGAGCCUGGUGCAGGGCGACUACGGCGCGCUGCAGAGCAACGGGCACCCGCUCAGCCACGCUCACCAGUGGAUCACCGCGCUGUCCCACGGCGGCGGCGGCGGCGGCGGGGGCGGCGGCGGCGGGGGCGGGGGCGGCGGCGGGGGCGGCGGCGACGGCUCCCCUUGGUCCACCAGCCCCCUGGGCCAGCCGGACAUCAAGCCCUCGGUGGUGGUGCAGCAGGGCGGCCGCGGCGAUGAGCUGCACGGGCCGGGCGCCCUGCAGCAGCAGCACCAGCAGCAGCAACCGCAGCAACAGCAGCAGCAACAGCAGCAGCAGCAGCAGCAGCAACAGCGGCCGCCGCAUCUGGUGCACCACGCCGCCAACCACCACCCGGGGCCCGGGGCAUGGCGGAGCGCGGCGGCCGCGGCGCACCUCCCGCCCUCCAUGGGCGCGUCCAACGGUGGCUUGCUCUACUCGCAGCCCAGCUUCACCGUCAACGGCAUGCUGGGCGCCGGCGGGCAGCCGGCCGGGCUGCACCACCACGGCCUGCGGGACGCGCACGACGAGCCACACCAUGCCGACCACCACCCGCACCCGCACUCGCACCCGCACCAGCAGCCGCCGCCGCCGCCGCCCCCGCAGGGCCCGCCGGGCCACCCGGGCGCGCACCACGACCCGCACUCGGACGAGGACACGCCGACCUCGGACGACCUGGAGCAGUUCGCCAAGCAGUUCAAGCAGCGGCGGAUCAAACUGGGAUUUACCCAAGCGGACGUGGGGCUGGCGCUGGGCACCCUGUACGGCAACGUGUUCUCGCAGACCACCAUCUGCAGGUUUGAGGCCCUGCAGCUGAGCUUCAAGAACAUGUGCAAGCUGAAGCCUUUGUUGAACAAGUGGUUGGAGGAGGCAGACUCGUCCUCGGGCAGCCCCACGAGCAUAGACAAGAUCGCAGCGCAGGGGCGCAAGCGGAAAAAGCGGACCUCCAUCGAGGUGAGCGUCAAGGGGGCUCUGGAGAGCCAUUUCCUCAAAUGCCCCAAGCCCUCGGCCCAGGAGAUCACCUCCCUCGCGGACAGCUUACAGCUGGAGAAGGAGGUGGUGAGAGUUUGGUUUUGUAACAGGAGACAGAAAGAGAAAAGGAUGACCCCUCCCGGAGGGACUCUGCCGGGCGCCGAGGAUGUGUACGGGGGGAGUAGGGACACGCCACCACACCACGGGGUGCAGACGCCCGUCCAGUGA
Molecule: messenger RNA, 1329 nt
Organism: Lepus europaeus (European hare)
Lineage: Eukaryota; Metazoa; Chordata; Mammalia; Lagomorpha; Leporidae
Gene: POU3F2
Product: POU class 3 homeobox 2
Exons: 1
Coding region: 1-1329 (442 amino acids)
Biological process (GO): brain development; regulation of transcription by RNA polymerase II
Cellular component (GO): nucleus
Molecular function (GO): RNA polymerase II cis-regulatory region sequence-specific DNA binding; DNA-binding transcription factor activity, RNA polymerase II-specific
Source: RefSeq, a predicted model, not a curated record